Molecule: messenger RNA, 5649 nt
Organism: Varanus komodoensis (Komodo dragon)
Lineage: Eukaryota; Metazoa; Chordata; Lepidosauria; Squamata; Varanidae
Gene: SBNO1
Product: strawberry notch homolog 1
Exons: 32
Coding region: 159-4325 (1388 amino acids)
Biological process (GO): regulation of DNA-templated transcription
Cellular component (GO): nucleus
Molecular function (GO): chromatin DNA binding; histone binding
Source: RefSeq, a predicted model, not a curated record
GCGCGAGGGGAGGGAAGGCGGGCGGGCAAAGAUGGCGGCGGCGAUGAGUUAGAAAGCGGCAGACGGAGCGGCGGCCCUGGCGGCGGCGGCGAGAGAGAAGGAGGGAGGGGAACGCGGCGGAAGGCUCCCCGGCGCAGCGCCUGAAAGACGGCCGGAAGAUGGUGGAACCAGGACAAGAUCUGUUGCUUGCUGCCUUGAGCGAGAGUGGAAUAAGUCCAAAUGACCUGUUCGACAUUGAUUCUACAGACAUGGGUCUUGCCACCCCACCUCCAGCUGUUCAGCAGUCAGUACCACUUAAUGCAUUAGAAAUGGGCAUGGAGGCUGAAGCAUCAGUUGCUGUUAAACCAGAACCACAGACUACGUCCUCUCCGACCGUUUUAAACAUCAGGCAACCGCCGUCAACCACAACUUUUGUGUUGAAUCAAAUAAACCAGCUUCCUACUCUGGGGACGACCAUAGUGAUGACAAAAACAACCCCUGUCACCACCACCAGGCAGACGAUCACUGUAGCAAAAAUUAUACAAACCAGCACCACUACCCGGCCGUCGGCAACAGUGCCAGUGGCACGGAAUGCCCUGACUACCACAACCUCCAAGGACCAGAUCCAGCUGAAAGAUCUGCUUAAAAACAAUAGUCUUAAUGAGCUGAUGAAGCUGAAGCCACCGCCUAACAUUGCUCAGCCUGUUGCUACAGCUGCAACUGAUCUGAGCAAUGGUGCUGUAAAAAAAGAAACAUCUACUAAGGAAGUAGCAAGAAUAUGGAUAAAUGAUCUUAAAAUGAGAAGCUUUUCUCCUACAAUGAAAGUGCCAGUAGCAAAAGAAGAAGAGGAACCUGAAGAAGAAGAUGAAGAAGAAAUGGGACAUGCAGAAACAUAUGCAGAAUACAUGCCUAUAAAAUUAAAAAUCGGUCUGCGUCAUCCUGAUCCAGUGGUAGAAACGAGCUCUCUCUCCAGUGUCACCCCUCCUGAUGUUUGGUAUAAGUCUUCAAUUCCUGAAGAGACCAUUGAUCAUGGCUGGCUGUCAGCACUGCAGCUUGAAGCAGUUACAUACGCAGCCCAGCAACAUGAAACAUUCCUACCCAAUAAAGACAGAGCUGGCUUUUUAAUAGGUGAUGGUGCAGGUGUAGGAAAAGGAAGGACCAUAGCUGGAAUCAUCUAUGAAAACUACCUCUUGGGUAGAAAAAGGGCAGUAUGGUUUAGUGUUUCAAAUGAUCUGAAGUAUGAUGCUGAAAGAGAUUUAAGAGAUAUUGGAGCCAAAAAUAUUUUGGUACACUCAUUAAACAAGUUCAAAUAUGGAAAAAUUUCUUCAAAACAUAAUGGGAGUGUGAAGAAAGGUGUCAUAUUUGCUACCUAUUCUUCUCUUAUUGGAGAAAGUCAGUCUGGAGGCAAAUAUAAAACCAGGCUGAAGCAGCUUCUCCACUGGUGUGGCGAUGACUUCGAUGGAGUGAUAGUAUUUGAUGAAUGUCACAAGGCUAAAAAUCUGUGUCCUGUUGGCUCUUCGAAACCAACUAAGACAGGCUUGGCUGUACUGGAGCUGCAGAAUAAACUGCCAAAGGCCAGAGUUGUUUAUGCUAGUGCCACAGGUGCAUCUGAGCCACGAAAUAUGGCAUAUAUGAAUCGCCUCGGGAUAUGGGGCGAAGGAACACCAUUUAGAGAGUUCAGCGAUUUUAUUCAGGCUGUUGAAAGGAGAGGUGUGGGUGCCAUGGAAAUAGUUGCUAUGGAUAUGAAACUAAGAGGAAUGUACAUAGCAAGGCAGCUGAGCUUUUCAGGUGUGACCUUCAAAAUUGAUGAAGUUCAGCUUUCUCAGCACUAUGUGAAAAUGUAUAAUAAAUCUGUGAAAAUGUGGGUAAGUGCCCGGGAGAAGUUCCAGCAAGCAGCUGAUCUAAUUGAUGCUGAACAACGGAUGAAAAAGUCGAUGUGGGGACAGUUCUGGUCUGCCCACCAGAGAUUUUUCAAGUAUCUCUGCAUAGCCUCCAAAGUGAAACGGGUGGUGCAGCUGGCACGAGAAGAAAUAAAGAAUGGCAAGUGUGUGGUCAUCGGGCUGCAAUCCACAGGAGAAGCAAGAACCUUAGAAGCUUUGGAAGAAGGUGGUGGUGAACUGAAUGACUUCGUUUCCACAGCAAAGGGGGUAUUUCAGUCUCUCAUCGAGAAACACUUCCCAGCUCCCGACAGGAAGAAGCUUUUUAGCUUGCUGGGAAUAGAUUUGUCUGUUCAAAGUAAUAACAACUCUCCUCGGGACAGUCCUUGUAAGGAAGACAAAAUAAAGAAACGCAAAGGUGAAGAAAUAACCAGAGAAGCCAAGAAAGCUCGGAAAAUUGGUGGACUAGCAGGGAGUAGUUCCGAUGAAAGCUACAGUGAGUCAGAUGUCUCGGACAAUGAAGAGAGCGACAAUGAGAGCUCCCGGUUUUUAAGCUCUGGUGACGACGAUGACUUCAACCCGUUUAGGGAUGAAUCAAGCGAGGAUGAUGAAGAUGACCCUUGGCUAAUAAGAAAAGAGCAUAAGAAAAAUAAAGAAAAGAAAAAGAAGAAAAGCAUAGACCCAGAUUCUAUUCAGAGUGCCUUAUUAGCAUCUGGUCUUGGAUCAAAACGGCCUAGCUCUCUCUCUUCCACAGCUGUUACCUCUUCUGCUACAAAUACUUCUGCUAACAGUAAUACAAAUACCAGCUAUGUAACAAGCCAGGAUGCUGUUGAGAGGGCCCAGCAGAUGAAAAAGGAACUGCUUGACAAACUGGAAAAACUGUCAGAAGAUCUUCCCCCUAAUACACUGGAUGAGCUCAUAGAUGAACUAGGUGGUCCUGAAAAUGUGGCUGAGAUGACAGGUCGCAAAGGGAGAGUUGUUAGUAAUGAUGAUGGAAGCAUCUCUUACGAGUCCAGGUCUGAGCUUGAUGUUCCUGUUGAAAUCCUAAAUAUUACAGAGAAGCAGAGAUUUAUGGAUGGAGAUAAGAAUAUUGCCAUAAUCUCUGAAGCAGCCAGCUCCGGCAUAUCAUUGCAAGCAGAUCGAAGGGCCAAAAACCAGAAGCGAAGGGUGCAUAUGACUCUGGAGUUGCCCUGGAGUGCAGAUAGGGCAAUACAGCAGUUUGGCCGAACUCACAGGUCCAACCAAGUUACUGCACCGGAGUAUGUCUUCCUAAUUUCCGAACUGGCAGGAGAACAGAGAUUUGCAUCCAUUGUUGCCAAACGACUGGAGAGCUUGGGAGCUCUUACUCAUGGUGACAGAAGAGCAACAGAAACCAGAGACCUGAGUAGGUUCAACUUUGACAACAAGUAUGGUCGAAAUGCUUUGGAAAUAGUAAUGAAGUCCAUUGUAAACUUGGAUUCCCCGUUAGUGUCCCCACCAGCUGACUAUCCAGGAGAGUUCUUUAAAGAUGUCCGGCAAGGUUUAAUAGGUGUGGGCCUAAUAAACGUAGAGGACCGUUCAGGGAUUCUCACACUUGACAAAGAUUACAACAAUAUAGGGAAAUUCCUGAACCGUAUUUUGGGUAUGGAGGUGCAUCAGCAAAAUGCUUUAUUCCAGUAUUUCUCAGACACACUAAAUGCAGUAAUACAGAAUGCUAAAAAGAAUGGAAGAUAUGACAUGGGCAUUUUGGAUCUGGGUUCAGGAGAUGAGAAAGUGAGGAAGGCAGAUGCUAAAAAAUUCCUAACACCAGGAUAUUCUACCUCAGGGCAUGUUGAACUGUACACUAUCAGUGUGGAAAGAGGAAUGUCUUGGGAAGAAGCUACUAAGAUUUGGGCUGAACAGACUGGACCAGAGGAUGGGUUUUAUUUAUCACUUCAGAUACGAAACAACAAGAAAACUGCUAUCCUGGUGAAAGAAGUGAAUCCCAAGAAGAGGCUUUUUCUGGUGUAUAGGCCAAAUACAGGAAAACAGCUGAAACUGGAAACCUCUGCAGAAAUAAAGAAAAAAUAUAAAAAGGUUCCUUCUGAAGAUGCCUUAGCUCACUGGCUAGAGCAGUACAAGUCAUCUGCAGACACUUGCACCCACGCGUACUGGAGAGGCAAUUGUAAAAAGGCAAGCCUGGGUCUGGUUUGUGAAGUGGGCUUGCGCUGCCGGACCUACUAUGUUUUGUGUGGUUCAGUCUUGAGCGUCUGGACGAAGGUGGAAGGAGUUCUGGCUUCAGUGAGUGGUACAAAUGUCAAAAUGCAGAUUGUACGGCUAAGGACAGAGGAUGGGCAGAGGAUUGUAGGCUUGAUCAUUCCUGCAAAUUGCGUGUCCCCGCUUAUAAAUCUCCUGUCGACCUCGGACCAGUCGCAGCAACUUGCAGUGCAGCAGCAGCAGAUAUGGCAGCAGCAUCAUCCGCAGAGCAUCACCAACUUCAACAAUGCAUGAGAGUGUCUUUGGUAUUUGGCUGUUAAAGCAUAUCAUUGCAUUUUUUUUAAAAUAUCAGGGACAGAUUCCAAAGAAUAAACUUUCAGUUCCAUCAUGCUCUUUUCGAACUCUGCAGAAGUAAAGAGGCACCUGAAGGGUGGUCAAACUGAAAGCCAAACAUUGCUUUACAGUGGUCCAUGUGUCCUUUUUGUUUAUUCCCCUGUGCUCUUUGUAGUGCUUCUUUUUACAGUUUGUUUUUGUCCUACUCGAGUGACAAACCACAACUCUUUUGUUUUUGAAGAGGCUUGAAAAUUCCUGGCCAAGCUGUCCGUUCUUGUCAUUCAGUGCUCAGGGUUUAAUGCAGUACAUCGGUGCCAUCGCUGCGGGAGAGAUCUUCAGAUGCAUGUAUGUUGCGUUCAUAUAUAGACAUAUAUAUAUAAUAUUGGUGGCGACAGAGGUCUCAGCCUAUUAAAGAGUACAUUUAUUUAAGAAACAGCAUGAAAAUCUAGAAGUUCACAAUCCAUGCAUUCAAGAGUGUUCCCCAUUUCUGUUUGGCUGUGCAUGUCUUCGGAUCAGGCAUGAACAGGAUCUCCCACAAGCAAAGUCAACUUGGAGAGACAGAGAGAGAGACAAUCUCAUUGCAGCCUUUUUUGAAAAUGGCAUCUGCCCAGCGAUUGCAUUUUCUGGCUUUCUCCUAGAGGUUAUAUAUUUGAAUCUGCAACAUGUUUUUGUGUGUGUGCGUGCGUGUGAUGAGAACAUCUUAAAUUUUUAAAAGUUCUUUUUUUAAUGUAUUAAUGGUGUUCAUAAUGUAAGCUGAAAGAAUGGCUUUAAAAAAGCCUUGUUUCUCCCCCCACCCACCCCUGCAGAUGUUCCCUUUAUCCAGUAAGGUUUCAGGAAACUCAAAGUGCAAAUUUACUUCCAUUUCACAUUACAGCCCUUUUUUAAAAUUUUGUUUUUUGUUACUGAAUACCUUACUUGAGCUGUAAAUUAGAAUUGGGGGAAGGCGGGCAGCACGCGAGUUCCUGCUGCAUCUUUUUUUCUGUUGCCCCGUAACUUGAAUACUUUUGUUUAUGUUGUAAGACAUUGUAGAGUUUAUCCUGGAGCUGUUUAAAAUUGUAAAUGUACAAAAUGUGAAUAGUCACUUAUCUAAGAAUAUGGGUAAGUUUUGUUUUGCCUAUAAUAGUAGAUGUUUAUAAGAAAGUGAAGGACAAUGUUUGUCAUUUUUCUUCUUGCUUGCACAGGUUGCACUAUUGAAAAUUUGAGAUUGUAUAAACCUGUCCACAGAACUGCAAGAUACCAAAAUCUUGUGGGUGUCAAAUUAAAAAAAAUCCUAUUGUUCUAACAA